Lactuca saligna is the source of this 765-nucleotide messenger RNA. The record is from the annotation of a GenBank genome assembly. Lineage: Eukaryota; Viridiplantae; Streptophyta; Magnoliopsida; Asterales; Asteraceae.
AUGAAUAAAAUCGAAAAGAAUGGAAGAAAACGGCUCAAUGAGAUUUACAUAGGAGCACAUAAGAUUGAAGCCAAUGUUGCACGAUACCAACGGAAGGAGAACGAGAAUCGCACAAGAAACUUUCGAACCACAAGUAGAGUACAACCAGAACCAGCAAUGAACACGCGACUACAAGGCAGGUCGUUUGUCGAUGUUGUUAAGGGGACAAGGCAAACCGCAAACAUUGAAUCUGGUAAGUCAAGCAAAGUAGACGAUGGGCCGACCCCUGCAAGGAAAGAGGUUGAGCGAUGCCCUUCAAUACAGCUAAAGUAUUUGGGAGGCCUAAAGAUGCUUCUUGAAUUCGAGAAUACAUCGGAAAAGGUCGCGUUCAUGAACAAUGGGAAGGAGAUUUGGCAGCCGUGGUUUAAAGAGGUCAAUAACUGGGACGUGGAAGGUAACUUUACUGAAAGAAUUGCAUCCAUAAUCAUCCAGGGUGUGCCUCAACAUGCAUUGUGUGAGGAAGCUUUUAACAUUAUCGCAAGAUCGUGGGGGUCGGUGCUCUUCCAUCAAAAUCUUGGUGGACAGAAAAUCUUACCAGAUAAACGUCAUGAGGAUAUAUUUGAAUCUCUGAAACUUAGUCCGGUGCUUGCUGCAAACGAUUUCUACCAAAGGAUGUCAUGGUGGGAUGAAGAUAGCACUGGUGAUAAUGGCAGUCUCAAUAGUGACGUUCCGGACCACUCUGAAGCUAGUUUACAGUCUCCGAGAAUAUCUUCGGCGAAGUCUUAG